Punica granatum (pomegranate) is the source of this 1140-nucleotide messenger RNA. The record is from RefSeq and is a predicted model, not a curated record. Lineage: Eukaryota; Viridiplantae; Streptophyta; Magnoliopsida; Myrtales; Lythraceae.
GAAGAAGAAGAAGAAGAAGAUAAAAUCGGAUAGAAAUGUAAUUUUAUACAAUUAAAAUUGCCCAAAUAGAGUUUUCAUUCGUAAGGAGGCGCCAUGUCUGUUUUGUAUGUAAUGCCACAUUAAAUUCCUCCGGCUGCGGAUCCCAACCCACCUUGACUUUUCGGUUUUGUCACCUCAGACCACUUUAUCCAUGCAAUGCCUCUUUUGUUAUCUGAUCCUGCCCACCAAAAAUUGCGGACUAGAGACUCUACACGGUGGAGAACCGUGCGAGAUAAUAGCAUACAAGAGAAUGUGUAAGUAGGAAUAGAGGACAGUGUGGAUUUAAUGAGCACUUCGUGACCUGCUGGGCUGAGGAAGCGUGCCAUCCAUCCUUGGAUCCUUCCCCUGAUUCGAUUACAAAUCAGAUUGGCUGCUUGGCGUCCUUGAUGUUUCCAGCAGAGGGGGAGACCAAGCCUCGUAGUCCGACAAGAUGCGAGUAACAGACUCCAAAUUCGACUUCUUUGCCUCAAGGAGCAAGAGGCUAUCAUCGGUGAACAAUAAAUGGGUUUUAUUCUCGCCAAGCUGCGUGCUCCCACUAACUGAAGAGAAUGUGGAAAAGGUUCUGCAUGAGGUGAGGCCGGGCUUGAUGGCCGACGGGGGAAACGUGGCACUCCAUGAGAUAGACGGCCUUAUCGUGGUGCUGAAGCUCCAGGGAGCGUGUGGGUCUUGCCCAAGCUCCACGAUGACCCUGAAAAUGGGAAUUGAAACUCGGCUUCGGGAUAAAAUACCUGAAAUCAUGGCUGUAGAGCAGACUGUGGACACUGAAACUGGGUUAGAGCUGAAUGAAGAGAAUAUUGCAAAGGUUCUUUCCGUGAUACGGCCAUAUCUUGCAGGCACGGGAGGGGGAGUGCUCGAGCUGGUUCAGAUCGAUGAUUACGUCAUCAAGGUUAGAUUGAGUGGCCAUGCAGCAGGGGUUAUGACUGUUCGUGUCGCUCUCACACAGAAACUCAGGGAAAAAAUUCCUGCCAUCGCCGCUGUUCAGUUGAUAGAUUAACAAAACAACAUCAUUCUUUACAUUCUGUAUAUGUACAUCAGGAAGACUUAUGUAAGGGAGCAAAUAUAUAUAUAUAUAUUCCAAUACUAAAGUUUCAGGUGGAAGAA